Messenger RNA from Suillus plorans, 801 nucleotides. RefSeq lists its product as uncharacterized. Bases 1 to 801 code for a protein of 266 amino acids. The record is from RefSeq and is a predicted model, not a curated record. Lineage: Eukaryota; Fungi; Basidiomycota; Agaricomycetes; Boletales; Suillaceae. Gene Ontology annotation, molecular function: zinc ion binding. The transcript is spliced from 4 exons.
AUGGCAGACAAACCAGCGCCCGAGCAGGAGAAACAAUGCCGUAUCUGCUUCGAUGGCGAAGACGACUCAUUGGGAAGACUUAUUCGUCCUUGUCUGUGCAAGGGUUCCAUUAGCUAUGUCCAUAUAUCCUGCCUGAAAAAGUGGAGGAACUCGUCUUUCAGCAACAACUCUUUCUAUCGCUGUCCACAGUGCCAUUACCGUUAUCACUUUGCUCGGACCAAAGCGAUCGGGUUGGCGACCAACCCGAUCGUAGUUGGCAUGAUAUCUUCCUUUUUGUUCACCUUACUUGUCAUGUGUUCGUCCUAUGUUACAACCUAUUUCAUGAGUUCCUUCGACGAUUACUCGUCCUACGGAUCAUCAUACUACUUCUUCAUUUCGCCGAUUGACGUUGGCCACGAUCUCAUCCGUGCAGCAUUACGAAUACUUCGAGACCAGGACGCAUUUCCUCUAGAAGACAAUGCUCCAAGACUGACGAGGACUAAUCCUGCCCCGUUCCCAUCCUCACCAUCAUUCUUGAAGCAGUUUGUGCGCAGGUUCGUGAUCGGCCUCCCUAUGAUAGGUGCCGGAUCUAUAGUUCAUAUGCUGCUGUCGCUGCCUCUUCUUGGCCCAGUCCAUUGGAUAGCUCGUUUCAGGGGGAACAGAAGCCGGAGGGGUAACUCAACAGACAUAGCUGCGAUGAUCAUCCUGGGUUUACUACUUAUUGGGAUUGCGAGGGCGUUAUACGAGGCGUACAAAUUGACAAGAAAGAUCAGCGAACGUUUACUUCUGUUUGCGGAGGAUGUCAUUCUGGAAGUCAAUUGA